GGCGGGAGGGGCGUGGCCAGCGCGGGACUGGAGGGGCUGAUGGGAGACAGACACUAGCAGAGACGGGCGCCGGCCGCAGAACGGAGCCCCAGCCCCGGGCUAUUUUUAGUCCCCGCCGAACCCCCUCCAGGCCGGGAGGGGACCUCGCCGCCCCUCCCGCGGCCCGGGACCCCGCCCCGCCCCACCCUCUAUCUGUGUCCCGCCGCGACGUGGCAGUGCCGGGGUCCUUGGCGUGGUUCUCCCGCUGUGACUCAGUUUCCUCAGGGUCCCCGGAAGCCGCCCUGCUUCCGCUUCCGCACGCCCCCCUUCAGCCUGGCACCCGCAGGUCCGCCGGGACACGACUGCGCGGCUGGCUACCCCUGUACGUCCCAUCGACCAUCGCCUGCUGAGGACAAUUGGCCAUCAGGUGUGCCUGAGCCAGUGCCAGUCCACCCCACCUGCAGCCUUGGCCUGAUGGGGUGGUGACCCUCCCCACUCCGCUCUGGCGCCAUGUGGCCCAAUGGCAGUUCUCUGGGGCCCUGUUUGCGGCCAACAAACAUCACGCUGGAGGAGCGGCGCCUGAUCGCCUCCCCCUGGUUCGCGGCCUCCUUCUGCCUGGUGGGCCUGGCCUCCAACCUGCUGGCAUUGAGUGUGCUGGUGAGUGCGCGGCAGGGCAGCUCCCAUGCGCGAUCCUCCUUCCUGACCUUCCUCUGCGGCCUGGUCAUCACUGACUUCAUGGGGCUGCUGGUCACUGGCACCAUCGUGGUGUCCCAGCACGCCGCCCUCUUUGACUGGCAGGCCGUGGACCCUGGUUGCAGCCUCUGCCACUUCAUGGGCGUCAUCAUGGUCUUUUUUGGCCUGUGCCCGCUGCUGCUGGGGGCCGCCAUGGCCUCGGAGCGCUACCUGGGCAUCACCCGGCCCUUCUCACGGCCCGCAGCCUCCUCGCAGCGCCGGGCCUGGACCACGGUGGGGCUGGUGUGGGCCGCCGCGCUGGCGCUGGGCCUGCUGCCCCUGCUGGGUGUGGGUCGCUACACCGUGCAGUACCCGGGCUCCUGGUGCUUCCUCACACUCGGUGCCGAGCCAGGGGAUGUGGCCUUCGGUUUGCUCUUCACCCUCCUUGGCAGCCUCUCGGUGGGGCUCUCCUUCCUGCUCAACACGAUCAGCGUGGCCACCCUGUGCCACGUCUACCAUGGGCAGGAGGCCGCCCAGCAGCGCCCACGGGACUGCGAGGUCGAGAUGAUGGCUCAGCUCACGGGCAUCAUGGUGGUGGCCAGCAUCUGCUGGAUGCCGCUGCUGGUCUUUAUCGCCCAGACGGUGCUGCGGAGCCCGCCUGCCAUGAGCCCGACUGGGCAGCUGUCCCGAGCCACCGAGAAGCAGCUGCUUAUCUACCUGCGCGUGGCCACCUGGAACCAGAUCCUCGACCCCUGGGUGUACAUCCUGUUUCGCCGGGCGGUGAUCCGGCGCCUCCACCCUCGCCUCAGUACCCGGCCCAGGUCUCUCUCCCUGCAACCCCAGCUCACCCGCAGGUCCACGAUGCAGUAGGGCCAGGGCUGGACGUCGGGGGCAGCUCUGGAAGGACAGAGCACCCUGCCAGCAUGUCCCCCAUCUAAACUUUGUCCUCCCUGUCAGUCGCAUCUGCCUGUUCGGAAGUCCAGGAGCCAGGAGUGCAGGAUGGACAGUUUGAGUGGCAGGAUUGUGUGCUGUCUUCCAUCAUCCCUGGGGACCCUCCAACUCUUCCCUGACUCCCCUUUCCAAAGCCCCUCCCCUCUCUCCGCCCCUCCCCACUCAGAGGCCCCUCCCAAUCCCAGGAAGGGUGUGGGCAAUGCUGGGAUGGUGUCUGGAGGAAAGCAGACUUGUAAGCCUCCCCUUGCAGAAAUCCUCCAGAAAUGGGGGACUCUGACCCCCUCUGACCCCUGAAUAUGACCUGCUUACUGGGGUACAGUUGAUUCCCUUUGACAGCCCAAUUUGAGAAGGCUCUGUCUAGAAAAGGUUGAAUGAGAACGGGCAAGAGACUCCCUCUCUUGCCAAAAUAUAAUCUCUUUUGGCUCUGAAA
This is a messenger RNA of Lagenorhynchus albirostris (white-beaked dolphin), 2032 nucleotides long. RefSeq names its product thromboxane A2 receptor (gene TBXA2R). The record is from RefSeq and is a predicted model, not a curated record. Lineage: Eukaryota; Metazoa; Chordata; Mammalia; Artiodactyla; Delphinidae. Gene Ontology annotation, cellular component: plasma membrane. The coding region runs from base 490 to 1521 and encodes 343 amino acids. The transcript is spliced from 3 exons. Gene Ontology annotation, biological process: positive regulation of vasoconstriction; positive regulation of blood pressure; adenylate cyclase-activating G protein-coupled receptor signaling pathway. Gene Ontology annotation, molecular function: thromboxane A2 receptor activity.